GCAAGUUCUUAACCAGCCCGUUCCAACAACUCCCUACUACUUUUGGUUGUAGACGAAGGAGGCAUUUUUAGUAACUACCCACCUUUCAAAUUCGAUCGACUUUUUCAUUUCGGGUUUUCUCAAUUUCAUAAAUCAUCUUUUUGAGUUGAUGGGUAUGCGAUAUAUAUAUUCAGGAAGUGGAGAACUCCCCUUCUCAGAGCGCACACCUCGCAGGGGGAGACUCUACCAGAGAAUAAGGAGGAGGAGAUGAAAAUGGAGAUCAACUCUGAUACUAGAGCCAAGCGUCUGCAGAACGUCCUCCGCGUAGCCAUUUCGAUGGUGAAGAAAGGCUUCACGCCCAAGCGCAAGCUCGCCAUGGUGAUGCAGAAAGGCAAGAAGCUUGGCAGAUCCUUCCGGCGCAUUUUCUUCCCCCACCGCUUCCAAGGCUUCCGACCGCAGGCCUACGAGUUUUCCUGCAGCAACAGCUCCGGCUCCCCCUUAUUCCACGCCGGCACCAUCUCGGGCGCCAAGAUGAAGCUCCCUUACUGCUUCCCUUCCCUCGCAUACGGCAACCCUCCUCACGCGGACGACUCCGACGACCAUGUCAUCAUCAACGAUCCCCAAUUGGAGCUGUCCGCCUCCGAUCUCUCCAAUAUCGACCUUGCCGACGGUGACAAAAUCAGCCCCUCCAUCUCGCUGCUUCCAUCAGAGGACGACGAGGAGGAGCAUGAUGCCACGGUGGACGAGAAAGUCGAGGAAUUUAUAGCUCGAUUCUUCGAGCAGCUGAGGUCGCAGGAGCGCCGGCAGAACAUGCAGGGUUAGUGGAGCAUGUCAAAAAUGCGGGCGUCAAUUCCAUGUUUAUGAACUAUGGGUGUUAACGUGGGAAUGAAAAGGGUGGCCGUUACGGGCGUCCGGAGUGUCUAAUGGUUUCUGCUAUGUGAUAUAAUAACACGAGAGUGUCUCAUGGUUUCCCUAUCAGUGGUGAUAUGAUAGCAUAAUUGAGUCAUGGUUUUAGGAGCAGAGGUGACAAUCAAACAAUGGGUCCUUUUUUUCUUAGCAGCGGUGAUAUAAUAAUCGAAUGAUGAG
This is a messenger RNA of Nymphaea colorata (pocket water lily), 1065 nucleotides long. RefSeq lists its product as uncharacterized. The record is from RefSeq and is a predicted model, not a curated record. Lineage: Eukaryota; Viridiplantae; Streptophyta; Magnoliopsida; Nymphaeales; Nymphaeaceae. Bases 247 to 801 code for a protein of 184 amino acids. The transcript is spliced from 2 exons.